This is a messenger RNA of Trifolium pratense (red clover), 1503 nucleotides long. RefSeq names its product tetratricopeptide repeat protein 1-like. Gene Ontology annotation, molecular function: protein binding. The transcript has 6 exons. The coding region runs from base 172 to 960 and encodes 262 amino acids. NCBI's taxonomy places the organism in Eukaryota, Viridiplantae, Streptophyta, Magnoliopsida, Fabales, Fabaceae. The record is from RefSeq and is a predicted model, not a curated record.
AAUAAAAAUCGCUGGUCUAAGAAUCAGCACGAGUCAGUUCUGGAAUUCUUCAGAAGAAGCUAGAAUAGAAGCCUAACUGCAACAAAAAUUUUCGUUUUGGAAAUUUCUUCUGCAAACGAAAAUAAUCACUUCAUCCAAACAAGUCUCUAACACCGAACCUUCGAGAAGAAAAUGGUAGUCAUAGAGCACGAGAAACCCGACGAUCAAAACUCGAAUCAAUCCAACGCCACUGCCGCCGUAAACGAUGCCUCUGACGGCUUCGAAACCGCCAGUGAAGCCGAUCUCGAUAGCGACGGCGAAGAAAGUGAAGCUAACGGCCGAGAAGAAGAACAGAAACAUCGUGAACAACCGCAGCAGAAGCGGAAGGAGACAGAGGGAGAGCAUGGACAAGAUGCUUUGAUCAAUGAAGAGGAAUUGAAACAGAAAGCAUCGGGCGAAGCAAAUGAAGCAAAAGUAGAAGGUAACAAACUUUUUGUAGAUGGGAAGUAUGAGGAGGCAUUAUCUCAAUAUGAACAUGCUUUACAAGUUGCACCAGACAUGCCUUCAUCUGUGGAAAUACGCUCAAUAUGCCAUUCAAACCGUGCUGUCUGCUUUUUGAAACUGGGAAACUAUGAAAAUACAAUUAAAGAAUGCACAAAAGCGUUGGAACUGAAUCCUGCAUAUGUUAAAGCUUUGGUAAGAAGAGGAGAGGCUCAUGAAAAGCUUGAACAUUUUGAAGAGGCAAUUGCUGACAUGAAAAAGAUCUUAGAAAUUGAUCCCUCAAAUGAUCAAGCUAGAAAAGCCAUUCGCCGACUAGAGCCCCUUGCUGCUGUCAAACGGGAAAAAAUGAAAGAAGAAAUGAUUGCAAAAUUGAAAGAAAUGGGCAAUUCUGUCUUGGGACGCUUUGGGAUGAGCGUUGACAACUUCAAAGCAGUCAAAGAUCCAAACACUGGUUCCUAUUCUAUCUCAAUGGAACGCUAAAUUUGGUUGAGCAAAGUCAUAAUAGCAUUAAGCAAGAAAGAGAGAGUAUAAAAUGAAUAUGAUUUGAGACUUCACUGCAUGCAAGUCAUUAGAAGAAUACUAAGAGUCAGGUACUUCAUGUUAUUGCUUAAUACACGAUGGAUCUAAUUCGCUGUCACAUUUGUUUUCUAGGUAAUCUUGGAAUUAUGAGUAAAUAAAGUAGAAAGGGAGUUGAACAUUGUUGGAACAAAGUCAGCGUAUAUUAAUCAUGUGGACAUUCACUAUGAAAGCUGAUAUUGGAAUUUGUGAUCGUUUGGGAUUGUACUUGCACAUGCUGUUUUUAUGUAUUGCACUUAUAAUGUGGUAGUAAUCUAUGUGCUACACAUGAUUGCUGGUAAUAUGUUUGUAAGUUUUGAAACUACAUACAAUUUGCAGUUAUUGCCCACAAAUUGAUGGCGUUUAUAUAUUUGAUGAAACUUGUAUUGCCAAAACUGGAUAGUUCAUGAAGUAGAACUUGUUACUAGACCAUAUUAAGAAAGCCUUGAGUUUUAGAUGCUGUCUGUA